GUAAAACCCACCCAUCAGGACAGAUCCAGUCAUAUCUGCUCAGUCGUGCAGCACAUUAGGGGCGGGGUAGGGAAGUUGGAGGUGGGCUUUUAGGUGGCAAAGGAAAGACACCAAAGUUGCCAUUUUACUGCGGAGCAGCAAGAGAGAAAGACAGCACCAGUUUCUCCGUGGGACGCUACUCAGACGUGAGCAAUGGGCGACUGGAGUUUCCUGGGAAACAUCUUGGAAGAGGUGAAUGAGCACUCCACUGUCAUCGGCAGAGUCUGGCUCACAGUGCUCUUCAUCUUCCGCAUCCUCAUCCUCGGGACAGCAGCGGAGUUUGUGUGGGGCGAUGAGCAAUCUGAUUUUGUAUGCAACACCCAGCAGCCAGGCUGUGAGAAUGUCUGCUACGAUGAGGCCUUUCCCAUCUCACACAUCCGCCUCUGGGUGCUGCAGAUCAUCUUCGUCUCCACUCCAUCGCUGAUGUACGUGGGGCACGCGGUACACCACGUUCGCAUGGAGGAGAAGCGAAAGGACCGUGAAGCUGAGGAGCUCUGUCAGCAGUCGCGCAGCAACGGGGGUGAGAGGGUACCAAUCGCCCCAGACCAGGCCAGCAUCCGGAAGAGCAGCAGCAGUAGCAAAGGCACCAAGAAGUUCCGGCUGGAGGGCACACUGCUAAGGACCUAUGUCUGCCACAUCAUCUUCAAGACCCUCUUUGAGGUGGGCUUCAUCGUGGGCCAUUACUUCCUGUAUGGUUUCCGCAUCCUGCCCCUCUAUCGCUGCAGCCGGUGGCCCUGCCCCAAUGUGGUAGACUGCUUUGUAUCCCGGCCUACUGAGAAGACCAUCUUCAUCCUCUUCAUGUUAUCAGUCGCUUUUGUGUCACUCUUCCUCAACAUCAUGGAGAUGAGCCACCUGGGCAUGAAAGGAAUCCGGUCUGCCUUCAAGAGGCCUGUAGAGCAACCACUGGGGGAGAUUGCUGAGAAGUCCCUCCACUCCAUUGCAGUUUCCUCCAUCCAGAAAGCCAAGGGCUACCAGCUUCUAGAAGAAGAGAAGAUCGUAUCACACUAUUUCCCUUUGACAGAGGUUGGAAUGGUGGAGACCAGCCCUCUUUCGGCCAAGCCUUUUAGUCAGUUUGAGGAGAAGAUCGGCACAGGACCCCUGGCAGAUAUGUCACGGAGUUACCAAGAAACCCUGCCUUCUUAUGCUCAGGUGGGGGUCCAGGAAGUGGAGCGGGAAGAGCCGCCUAUAGAAGAGGCUGUGGAACCGGAAGUGGGAGAGAAGAAGCAAGAAGCAGAGAAGGUGGCCCCAGAAGGGCAGGAGACAGUUGCAGUGCCAGACAGGGAGAGAGUAGAGACCCCUGGAGUGGGGAAGGAGGAUGAGAAAGAAGAGCUGCAAGCUGAAAAGGUAACCAAGCAAGGGCUGUCUGCUGAGAAGGCACCCUCACUCUGUCCGGAGCUGACAACCGAUGACAAUCGGCCCUUGAGCAGGCUGAGUAAAGCCAGCAGCAGGGCCAGGUCAGAUGAUCUCACCAUAUGACCUGGUGCAGAAGAAAGAUAUCCCACCUCCAGCCAAUACAGACCAAGAUAAACCCAGCUGGUGCCAAUAUACUUUGAGUCUUAUGUGUCCCUUGGUCCACCCCCACCCCUGGUUUGAUAGAUGCUGUUCUAGAACAAUGCACGCUGUACAACUAGGGGACUGCCUCUCCCACCUGUAUGCGCUGUCAAGGUAAACCCGCUGUCCUAGUGACGUUCCUAUGCCUGCCCUGGUCUUCUAUCCCAACUGCUGUUAGGAAGGUGGGGAUGGGGGCUUUGCUUUCCUCCUCCAUUCUCCAUGGAAACCCAUCAGGUCAGAAUCAUGAUUACCUCAUAACCUUUUCCUAAUCUUCUCUCGUGCUCACUCACUCAGUCAGUGAGAUUCUGUACCCCAGCACGUCCCCAGCAGACGCCACCUACCCUACAUGAGAGAUCUCAAACUCAAAAGCCUAUAGGACCCAGGCCAGUGAUUUAAAUAGCAAAUGUUUCCAUGCUGUAAUAUGACAGAGAGAGGUAGGGUCAUGAAAGAUGGAGAGCGGGAUAACAGCCCGCCCCUUCCAGGCAGUGGUUUCCUUGAUGCCUGGGCAUCUGGUUUGUUUGUUUGUUUGUUUGUUUGUUUUUCUUGGUUGUUGUUUUAUGAGAAACAAAAAUAUAAUUGGAAUUUUAACAAGUUAAUUUUAAAUACAAUAUGCGGACCAAAUGCAAUGUAUCCAAAUUUAACCUGUGUGGUAGUAAGUUGCAAUAUCAGUUUUUUACAUUAAUGAGCCCAGAUUUGCUAAGAAAUUGGUCUCACUUUUUUUUUAAUGGUCUUGGCCUAUUUUUUGUGGUUUCCCAACCGCAUCUUAUCACUUUGAAAUGUCUUAAGUCAUCAGUCCAGAGAUGCCCAGAGUUCUUGCUCACCUUUCUGUUGGGUCACUGUGCCCCAGGGUUUAAAGCAAUCGAGCCUUUGUAUCAGAAAGAAUUCAGCCCAGAGCACAGUGAGAGAACAAGUGAGCUAUCAGACCUCUCCCUGUGAAAUGAAAAGUUUUUAGGCUUUCAAGCCAAUUGCAGUUUUCUUCCCUGAAGCAACAAAAAUCCUUUUUUAAAAUUCUCUUCUUCCAACAUCAGUCAACCUAAAAUCUGCAUCUCCUUUCACCAAGGCUGGGAGCUGGACAAGUUCCAAACUGGAAGAUAUCUGCCCAUAGGCCUCUCCUGAGGGAGGCAGCUCUCAAGCAUUGCUCAGACAGAAUGAGCACCAAAAAGCUGCCAGCAGAAAUGUGACAGGGGGGAAACAUGUCUUACUCUAUUACCUACAAACUGGACGCUCAGUCAGUACCCAGUCCAAGCUGUAUCCCUAAAAGAGAUGCAGAGACUAGAGGGGCCUCUCAUAGGCCUCAUCCCCUAUAAGCCUUCUACAAACCUCACUGAGCCCAUCAGGGGAAAAAAAUAUCAAGUAUACGUAUAUAUUUCACACAGGGAACAAUUUCACUCAAUCAAUCGAUUUUUCAGAACAGAUGAUAUAUAGAUAGAUAAAUGAUAGUUGGAUAGAUAGAUCAGUAGAUAGAGCAAUGAUAGAUAGAUAGAUAGAUAGAUAGAUAGAUAGAUAGAUAGAUAGAUAGAUAUAGAUAGAUAUAGAUAGACAGAUAGACAAACAUGUUAGAUGAUAUGAAUAAAAUCAGGCGAUGGUGACCUUGAUAUCUAACUAUCUGAUUUUAAAAAAAAAGAAGGCAGAAAUUCAUGGCAAGAGGCUUCCUGAUCAGCCCAGGAUAGCCAUGCAUGCAGCCCAACACAAAAUCAUAAAAGUACAGUCUUAGUUUGUGUAACUAUUGCUAUGAUGAAACACCAUGAUCAAAAAGCAAGCUAGGGAGGAAAGGGUUUAUUUGGCUUAUGUAUCCACACUGUCAUCUAUCACUGAAGGAAACCCAGACAGCAAUUUAAACAGGGCAGGAACCAGGAGGCAGGAGCUGAUGCAGAAGCCACAGAGGGGGAACUGCUUAUUGUCAUGCUUGCUCCUCAUGGCUUCGCACAGCUUGCUUGCUUAUAGACCCCAGGCCUACCACCUACAAUGGGCUGGGCCUUCCAUAUCAAUCACUAAUUAAGAAAAUGUCCUACAGGUUCACCUACAGCCAGAUCUUAUGGAGGCAUUUUCUCAAUUGAGGAUCCCUCCUCUCAAAUGACUGCAGCUUAUAUCAAGUUGACAUAAAACUCUCCAGCACACUUACUUAAAAUAUUAUGAGAUUUCUUUUGUAACUUUUUUUGUGCUUAAAAUGCAUGAGUCUCUAGUGUGAACACUGUAGAGGAUGGGAUCAUGGUGUCAAGAGUCUGAACACACCUGAACCCUAUGCCUCAUGGACCACAUGCCAAGGAUGGGUAGGGAGUAGAGAAACUAAGUUAACAGGGCAGAGACUUGAACAGGAUACCAGGGUACCCAGCAAAACUGCCCUUUGAUUGGCCUCACUACCUGCCAGCAUCACCCAAGGUGAGAAAGUCCUUUUCAACCUUCUGGCUACCAUCUUCAUUUUAACAUAUUUGCUCUGGAUAAGCCUUCAGAAACUAUCCCUCCCUCUGAAAGUUCUCAUUGCCUGGUGCCACAUUCUCAGCCAUAACAGUUUCAAAGAUAAACUCACUGAAUGGUUUAGUUUUAUUUUUUUAUAAGUAUGCCUAGGAAAUCUAUAGUUAAAAGAAAAGGACUAACUAUAUAUGUAUCUAGAAAACCAAAGUAACAAACUUUCAGUGGAGGAAUGUUUCAGGCAAUGGACAGUGAGUAGAAGGAGACAUCCACCUGCCCGGCACGGGACUUUCUGCUUACUGCUGGAAUCUGACCCCACCAGUCAAUAGCAUCCAGGCACAGACCCUGCCGUGUACCAUGAGAACGGUAACCAAAUCCCAAGCCUGAGACCCCAGAGUGUUCUUGACCCUCACAGGCUGCCCUCUCACCCUAUAGUUAUGCUUCCCAUUUAAAAAGAACCUUCUUUCUCAAGGCUGAGAGAGUUCAAGCUGGGCACCUCAACUAAGACCAAAUUUUAAAAAGAACAAAAUCCUGUUUCAAGGUGAUGUUGCCAGUGGUGUUUGAAACUAGUUGCAGAGCUGUGAGGGAGGGGUGCUGGCCUCCUUGCCUUGGCUGGACGCUAGCAAGUUACUCCCUCGCAUGAAAGAAGCAGUGUCUAGCUUCCCUGCCCACACCUGCUUGGAGCCUCACAUAUCCUGCCAUUUCCUUUUGCCCUUCCCAACAAAAAGGCAUAUAGGUUGGAAGAAGCAGACACAGGCACCAACAACAGGGACUUUCUUCCUACUUCUGCCAGUUAGUGGCUAUGUCAUCACUGCCUCUUACCCUCUCUAUACCUCCAUUUCCUGUCUACAAACAGGUAAUGGCACUACUGCCUUGCUACCUCCAGGGUUAUCGAAACCCAUGAGUUGGCUACCACACUUGGAGCCUGCUUUGUGACGCCACUUCCUGAGAGCUUCCUCCAACAGCAGUAGGACAGGAUAGAGAACAGGUGGGUGGCUGCCAUCUUUCUCAGAAAAAACUCAGCAAAAUCUUGGUUCCAUAUAAUGCCGGGGAUAGGUAGGCGGUUACUUAAGUGAUUGUUACACGACAUCUCUUCUUCAGCUGCCGCUGGGCUCCUGUCAGGUCCCUUCAGAGGUACCUGUGUGUCUGUGCUCUUUGUAGCUCAUCCCUGCCCUCUGUUUGGGGGACAAAUAAUCAUGACUGACCCAGGAGUAUGAUGCUCUGGAUUCCAUUGGGUCCAGCUUUACUUCCAACUCAGUCCCUCAUUAGAUAAAUCCCUAGAGCACAUCGUCCUACCAAUUAAAGAUGCCUUGGCUAUCAAGAGAACAGGAGUGAGGCUCCUCCCAGAGGAAAAGAAGGAGCCAUUGGCUUGAUAGCGGUAGUAACUCCACCAUCGGGAGAGGUCUGUACCAGGAAGCCUAGAAUCAGGUUCAGUCAUGUUGUUUGGGUGCUCCCUAGCACUGGGGCUUUGUAAAAAGACCUAUCUGGUUGUCAUGAUUUUAGCCCUUGCUGGUCAGAUGAUGCAUCCAACACAGCAUUGAACAAAUGUUCCUGAAGAUCAGGAUGGCUUAGAGACUCACAAGACUCACUGACAUUUGUAAGGUGUGGCAGCUGUCUCUUUCUUUCCAACUCUGGAGAUGCCAAGUUAUCAUUUCUCAGCUCUCUAUGACAGUUUUCUCUAGGUUGAUAGGGUAUAUGAGCCCCCCUCCUUUACAAAGUCUAAUUUGUCUUCUCAAAAACUUACUAAUGUGAAAAGAAAAAGAGAAGAAAGAAGGCGCUGUCCAAACUGUAGGGAUCACAUUGUAAAGUACUCCUUAAGGACCAAUGCUUGUCCCUCCUGAACAAAGCACAGCUUGUUAACCGGAGAGACAGAUGAACUGUGGGACAGCAAGUGAAAUGAGGGAUGAUCCAGAAGGCCUAAGAAUCGGACCACACACAAGAACAGCUUUCAUCCCAUGAGAAUCUGUUGCAAGUGAUGCUAAGGGGUUCAUCUUACCAGAGCUCAUGUACAGACAAGGAAGGAUAUGUCAACCUCUGAGACUGACUUGAGCACACAGGAACUGCUCAGCUGAAGCCCCAGGGAAGGCUAUGGGCAAGACUGGUGCAGACCACCAUUCUUCAGUUCCUGAGGGGACGAAGGGCACACAAAGGGUGAGAAUGAGCCAGGAACCCAACAGAAGCUCUUAUGCCACUCCAUCCUCUUCCAGUCUUCUUCCUCUGACUCCAGACCAGCCCUUUAUGUCUAUCAUUCACAAACAAUUGCCCAGCCAAAGCCGGUACAGCCUAGGUAAAAAGUGUGGGGAGACAGGUUGAAUGGAAAACUCCUCUAAGCAUAAAUAUGUUCUGUAAGAUGUAGUGUGUACCUAGAAAUUAUGAGAGACGAGACAGGGAGGUUCCCCUAACUUGAAAUUAUUGUAGUAUAAAUAAAUAUGUCUUUGGGGAAAGGGAGGAGAUAAAGGAAACAUAAUUCUAGAUUCAGCUAUUAAAUAAGAAGAUAACUCAGUCUCCACUGCUUUUGGCACUGCUGCUCCCAGAGACAGGAGAAGAUGCCAUUCAACUCUGGCAGUGGCCACACAGGUGGUGGGGGCAGGGUAGGGGCAGGAGGAGGGGGACAGACUAGAGUCUCUACUGCCUUCUGGAAGUUUCGAGGGCAGAACACAAAUUCUAGAAGAAUUCAGAAAUUUGCCCGAAGAUAAAAGGAACUUGCUCCUUUGCCUUCUGUGUGUGCCCCCUGCCAUCUGAGAAACAUAAGUAAAGAAGGAGCUAAGAGAUGCACUCAAAGUUAGCCGCACUGGGAGGAGCUAAGAGAUGCACUCAAAGUUAGCAUCACUGGGAAACCCUCAUGAGCAGCCACACUGGGAGGAUGGGUGGGAUUUUUCAAUCUGUAUUUUCCAACCCUCCCCACUCCUGUGUCAGAACUAAUAACUACGUUAGAUUGUUAACAAAACAAAUAAAACUAACUCGACUUUUAA
This is a messenger RNA of Mus musculus (house mouse), 6971 nucleotides long. RefSeq names its product gap junction protein, alpha 8 (gene Gja8). Gene Ontology annotation, cellular component: plasma membrane; connexin complex; gap junction. The coding region runs from base 193 to 1515 and encodes 440 amino acids. Gene Ontology annotation, biological process: cell communication; gap junction-mediated intercellular transport; transmembrane transport. The transcript is spliced from 2 exons. Lineage: Eukaryota; Metazoa; Chordata; Mammalia; Rodentia; Muridae. Gene Ontology annotation, molecular function: gap junction channel activity. The record is from RefSeq and is marked validated.